AUGACACACCGAUCUCAGUGUUCAUCCAUAGGCGACAACCCCCUGGAUCCGAACUUCCUGCCCCCCCACUACCGCGAGGAGUACCGCCUAGCUAUCGAUGCCCUAAUAGAAAACGAUAUACAGGGGUACUUUGAGUUCCUCCAGAGCGCAGAUGUGGUCAGUUUCUUGGCACAGCCAGAAAUUGAAUUCAUCAAGUCCACAAUCCAGCUGCCCAGUCAGAGCUCCAGCUUACCAGAGCUGACAUACCAUGAGGGAUCUCUUGUGCCCGAUGGCUCCUCCGACACCUACUGGCCCAUGCAGUCCGACCUGGCUGCCCCAGGGCUGGACCUAGGCUGGCCUCAGCCCAGCUUCGUUGGACCCACAGAGGUCACGACUCUGGUCAACCCCUCGGACCCAGACAUGCCAAGCAUCAAGGAGCAUGCCAGGAGACUCAUCAAGAAUGCACGUCAAGUUAUUGCCGUGGUGAUGGACAUUUUUACUGACGUUGACCUUUUUGCUGACCUCUUGGACGCAGCAGCUCGACACGUUCCUGUUUACAUUCUGCUGGAUGAGCAGGAAGCCCAUCACUUUGUGUCUAUGGUCAUCAACUGCAAAGUCAACCUGGACUUAAUACAUAUGAUGCGUGUCAGGGUUGUGGCAGGAACGACCUAUUACUCCCGGACGGGCAAAUCAUUUAAGGGACAAGUGAAAGAUCGUUUCCUGUUGGUAGACUGUGGGGCUGUAAUCACUGGGAACUACAGUUUCAUGUGGUCCUAUGAGAAGAUCCACCGCUGCAUUGCCCACCUCUUCCUCGGGGAGCUGGUUUCCACCUUUGAUGAAGAGUUCCGCAUCCUCUUUGCUCAGUCAGAGCCUAUAGUCAUUGACCCGUCAGAUGUAGCACUUACGAAACCUGACACCAGCAGUUACCUUGGCAGCCAGUUCGGUUUGAAGAGGACCCAGUCUUUGCGUAACCCAAUAGGUUUCCGUAGGCAGCCUGAGCUUACUUCUGGAUUCCCCUAUGGAGAUUCUGACCGGAACCUUGCACUUCCCUUCCGGAGGAACGACCCAUUUCGUCAUACCGUUGAGCCUGGUGCAGGAAUAACAAUUGGGAAGUAUUCUCAGCAACAGUUUCGUAUGCAGCAGUCCUAUCUUGAGCAGGGAAGAUCCAUAGUUUCCAAGCAGAUGGAGACGAGUGCCACUGGCUUCAAGAGGCACAGCUAUGCAGAGGGAACCCAGGAAAGCUACACAUCUUCGAGGCAAUACAUGAAGAGCAGGGUCAUGAAUAAUCUGGAUGAGACAGACUUUCACAGGGAGCAUACCCAAAGUAGCCAUUUCUACAGUGAAGGGCCUGGGCCAGGUUCUGGCUACGGACACUACGACAGACUCCAAAGGGGUCCUUCACACCUCUCCGUUGACCAAUAUUCAAACUCAAGCUAUCGCUCAGAUCAGGAGCCUCCACCGGGAAACUAUGGCCAAGACUACUUUUCAUCUGAGGACUUGAUAGGAUCUGAGGGUCAGCAGAGGCCUCCAGUAGCUGGGAGAUAUGGAGGAGGCUCUGCCCAUAAGAGGCCAACAAUAGGUCAGGCUUAUGCCUGCCAGAGCUCACCUACACAGCCCCACCCACCUGAAAAGAAACAGUUUUUCAAACAAUCUGAUCAAGAGCAGGAUCCAGAUCCAAGUGUUAGGCAGGGCCUAAGAAGUUGGAGAAUCCAUUCCUAUCUUAGUGCGUAUGAGGACGGAGGAGAAGAAGGCCUGCCCCAACCACUGGGGCCUGAUGCAUUUGAAGAUCAGCAGCCCACCGCUGCUGUGGAAAAUUCAGGUCCUCGCUUUGGAAUAAAGGAGCCACCUACAGUUCCUUCAAAGCCAAGACCAGACAUCCUGAGACCACGCUUUGGAAAGCCCAAAUUACCUGAGAGCAGCAAUAAAGACUCAACAACAACCCAGGAUCCGCAGCCCUCAGUCAGUGACUUGAGGCCAUAUGCACUGGAGGUGGGGAGAGAUCCACAGAGGGCAAGGGAAGUGGGUGUGGAUGUUGAGGUGAAAGAGAAUCCAGAUCUCUUCCUGUCCAAACACGAAUCGUUUCGUUCACGUGUCAAUCCACUCCUUCAACGUAGCUCUCGUCUCCGUUCUUCGCUAAUUUUCUCAUCUUCCAAAGCUGAGAUGCACAGUGGUAGCCUGGGAUUAAAACCAGCCACAGAGGAAGAUGAGGAGUUAGACACAUUGCGCACCUCCUCGAUUGUGUCCCAGAUCCUUGAAAAGAGAAGGUCAUUGUCUCGUGAGCCUUAUGAAUGGAGAAAGAAGGUUGAGGAAAAAGAUCAGGAGAGGGAGAAAGAGAAAGAGAAAGAGAAAGAAGAAAAGAAGAAGAAAGAGGAAGAGGAGAAGGAGAUGCGAUUGAAAGCUGAGAUUAAAGCAAAAGAGGAAUCUCAGAAACCUUACAGGGAUGUAAAGACAACCACAACCACUGAAAGAUCUGAAGUCACAACAUCAUCAUCACUGAAUGUUAAUGACCCGGCCAGUCGACUACAGUAUUUCAAAGAAUUGGCUGCCAAAAGAAAAGCUCCAAAGAUGGACACAGAAUCAGCACUAAAAGCCCCAGAGCCGGCUGAAAAGAAGCCAGACCUCUCUGAAAAACCUCCGAUAAAAACAACGAAAAUCUCAACUGUCUCUGUCAGCUCUGCAGAACCUGAACCAAAGAAGCCCGACAUUGCCGCAAAACUAGCAGAGCUGACUCGCAGACCCUCAUUUAGUUCCUUAAAACCUUCUAUAAUCUGUCCCAAGCCUUUUGUUCGCCCGACGACUUCAGAGACAUCUCAAACGCAGAAAGAGGAGAACGGCUCAGAGGGUCUGAAGAAGGAUUUAUUCAAGUCACUAAAGCCUCUUCCUUCACCGAAGCUCUUCAUAAGGGAUCAGCUGAAAUUCAAAGGACUGAGCCAACGUCGCAUCUCCAGUGGUGAGGAGGUUCUGACCACAGACGCCACAGAUGCAGAGAAGAGUGAACUGAAAAAGAGCCGCUCUUAUAGUUCUUCAACUCUAACACAUGGUGAUUCCAAGGAUGGUCUCCAUAAAGCUAUGGGAUCGAAUACAUCCAUCAAUACUCUUGGCGAGGGAAAGGGUGAGGGUAAAACACUCGACUUCCUCAAAAAGCAGACACAGAGGCUAAAGGGUUUCCUUGGGCCGAAGGAAAAAGAUAAGAAAUCUUCAGGAGAUGAUAAGGGCAUGAGCAUAGUCAAAGAGGUCACUGAAGAUUCAAGAACAAAGCAGAGUUCAUCAGCUCGUGGCACAGCAUCUACCACUACCGACCAAACUACUGCAAAUCACAAGACAUUGACAGGGACGUCAGGCUCGUCCCGGUACCAGGCCCCGGGCAGCUCUGUUUUGUUCAAUAGCAACCUACGAGACGACACCAAAGUCAUUCUGGAGCAGAUCUCGGCCAACAGCCAGAAACACCGUCAAGAGCGGGAAGAAACGCAAGCAGACCGAGAUAAAAAUGCCGCGGAGAAGGCGCUGGAGAACUCCGCAAAAAGGAAUCGAUUACUGCGGCCGGCGGGUAACGUCCAGGAGCGGGAGGGAUUGCUGAAGAGGAUAGAGAGUCUGAGGAAGGAGAAGAAGGUCUACAGCCGCUUUGAGAUGGGGAAUAACCUGGGUUAACGAAAGAUGGAGGAGCAGCCCUUUUAAAUGGAAACUAUUUAUGCACGAUGAUCAAAAAGUCCGUUUGUGCCAGCGACACUAUCAAAGUACCUCUGUGGCUCAACACUGCAGCCUCUCCUGGAUUUUCACACUGAGUAAUAAAACUUGAAAAGACUACACGUAUGUACAAAAAUGCUGAAAACAAACUCAAGUCAUUGAGUUUGGAAUGUGCCCAUUUGCCAAGACUGGGUACGACUUCAACCUUAUAUGGUGAGAGAGAGAGAGAGACAAGCCACUCCACUUUCAUACUGGCUGCACGGGCUGAUGUUGCAUCUACCCGAAAAACAGGUUGGGCAUUUUACUUGUAACUGAGCUUGUAUGAACGUGACAGGGAAUCAGAGGUGAGGGAAAGAUAGGACAUAUUGUACCCUGGAAAAGAAAAUACUCGUCAGUCAAAAUUCAAAAUCAGCAAAUCACUGCAAAAGUGUUGUGUGUUUUUGUAUGUGUAAGUGUAACUGGGACUUGUUUGAACCUGAAUGUGAGAGAGUGGAUUCACCAUGUGCCAAUAACCCACCGGGGGGCAUUCCCAUUAUUAACCCAGCCAAAAAAGUAAAGAAGAUGGAAUGAAGACAAAUUGAGUAAGAGUUGAUGAAGGGUGAACAUUUUAGGGCAAGUAUGUGGAAUUAUAAAGUGUGAGAGCAAAUCAGAAAUUGAGAAAAUGUGUUUUCUAAUGUGUAAAUCUAAUGCUGAGGCAGCAGCAGAAGUUGUCGUUUUUGAUUGAAAGCCUCUGAUGAACCUUAUCCUCUCGAGAGUGCGUUAUGUACCUUUCUAUUAAGGCGUGGACCCACUUCUCAGGGUCCAAAGUGUCAAGUUACCAUUUAGAGAGGGAGCCUUAAGAGCUUGCAUCGAGGGAGAGGGGUUAAAAUAAUGUUUGUGUACCAGUCUUUGACUUAUGCAAUGUAAAUAAAAAUAUUGAGUACUUACCUGUGACAUGAAUCUGUGUAGAAAAAAAAAGACAAUUUUUACAAUUUUUCAAUGCUGUGCCCCUGUUUAUCUUUCUUCCCUGGACUUUAGAGUUGGUC
Limanda limanda (common dab) is the source of this 4688-nucleotide messenger RNA. It is a transcript of the gene sack1hb, whose product is annotated as family with sequence similarity 83 member Hb. The record is from RefSeq and is a predicted model, not a curated record. Gene Ontology annotation, molecular function: keratin filament binding. Lineage: Eukaryota; Metazoa; Chordata; Actinopteri; Pleuronectiformes; Pleuronectidae. The coding region runs from base 1 to 3627 and encodes 1208 amino acids. The transcript is spliced from 7 exons. Gene Ontology annotation, biological process: positive regulation of cell migration; intermediate filament cytoskeleton organization; protein localization to cytoskeleton. Gene Ontology annotation, cellular component: keratin filament.